This is a messenger RNA of Penicillium angulare, 2205 nucleotides long. RefSeq names its product terpene cyclase/mutase family protein. Gene Ontology annotation, cellular component: lipid droplet. Gene Ontology annotation, biological process: ergosterol biosynthetic process; triterpenoid biosynthetic process. The record is from RefSeq and is a predicted model, not a curated record. Gene Ontology annotation, molecular function: lanosterol synthase activity. Lineage: Eukaryota; Fungi; Ascomycota; Eurotiomycetes; Eurotiales; Aspergillaceae. The transcript is spliced from 4 exons. Bases 1 to 2205 code for a protein of 734 amino acids.
AUGACUUCACACAUUGGUCCCUGGAGGACUGGGGCCCAAGGCCACCUUAGCUCAGACGACAAUGGCGACCCAAAAACCGACUACACCCGCUGGCGGUUGGUCAAUGAAGAAGGACGCCAGACAUGGCGCUAUCUUGAAUCGGAUGAAGAGAAUUCUGCCUGGUUGCAGUCGACUGCCGAAAAAUAUCAUAUGGGCCUCCCUACAGGUCUUCCAAUUUUGCCUGAGGCCAAAACACCUCGCCAAUCAGCAGAGAAUGGACUUUCGUUUUUCUCGCAUCUACAGCUAGAGCCUGGAAACUGGGCAUGCGAGUAUGGUGGUCCUAUGUUUCUUCUUCCAGGUAUUCUAAUCACCUACUAUGUGACCAAUACCCCUAUUCCCCCAGAGUACGCGACGGAAAUCAAGCGUUACCUAUUUGCCCGUCAAAACCCAGACGAUGGCGGUUGGGGUCUGCACAUUGAAGCUCAUAGCUCUUGCUUUGGUACUUCCAUGAACUAUGUUGCUUUGCGCUUGGUUGGUGCUCAUGAGGACGAUCCUCGUAUGAUAAAGGCUCGUGGCCUUCUGCACAAGUUCGGAGGUGCCGUCUAUGGACCCCACUGGGCUAAGUUCUGGCUGAGCAUCCUGGGCGUGAUGGACUGGGAGGGCGUCAACCCUGUUCCCCCCGAGAUCUGGCUUCUCCCCGAUUGGGUCCCAUUUGCUCCUUGGCGCUGGUGGAUCCACAUGCGCCAGGUCUUUCUGCCUAUGUCUUAUCUAUGGUCCAAGAGAUGGUCUUUUCCGCUUAAUGACCUGACCCGGCAACUGAGGCAAGAACUAUAUACUCAGCCAUAUGACACGAUUGAUUUUGCCAAACACCGCAACUCUAUCCACCCGGCCGACAAUUACUACCCCAAAACAUGGCUUCUCAAUGGACUUAACGAGCUCCUGGUCCGCGUCUGGAAUCCAUUUCUACGACUCAACACCAUUACUCGACGAGCUGAGGAAUGGACAUGGGAGCUUAUUCGCAUGGAAGAUGAGAACACAGACUAUGCUGGACUGGGACCUGUGAACAACCCAAUGAACAUGGUUGCCUGCUACCUCCAUGAUGGCCCUGAUAGUUAUUCGGUGCGUCGCCACCGAGAGCGACUGAACGAUUAUAUGUGGGUGAAGAACGAGGGAAUGUUAGCCAACGGUACCAAUGGUGUACAGGUGUGGGACACCACCUUCAUUACCCAGGCAGUCGUAGUAGCUGGACUUGCCGAUGACCCUAAAUGGCGACCCAUGCUCACGAAAGCUCUUGAGUUUAUUGAGGAUCACCAGCUGCGGGAGAAUGUGCCAGACCAGGAAAAGUGCUACCGCCAGCACCGCAAAGGAGCCUGGCCAUUUAGUACUAAGACUCAAGGAUACACUGUCAGUGAUUGUACUGCCGAAGGUCUUCGAUCGACUCUUCAACUACAGGAGAUGCACGACUUCCCUAAGCUAAUUUCCGUGGAACGACUUAAGGACAGUGUAGACUGUCUACUGCUGAUGCAGAACCCAAGCGGUGGCUUCACGGAAUAUGAGACCAGUCGUGCAUCUGCCAAGGUUGAGUACCUCAACGCCGCUGAAGUAUUUGGUGGAAUCAUGGUUAGCUAUGACUACCCGGAAUGCACCACUGCUUCGGUUACUGCGCUGUCACUCUUUAGCAAGUUUUAUCCCGAUUAUCGCGCGGACGAAAUCCGCACAGUGAAAGAGAAGGCCGUUCGCUAUAUUAAGCGUGCUCAGCGCGCUGAUGGCAGUUGGUACGGCUCUUGGGGUAUCUGCUUUACCUAUGCUGCAAUGUUCGCUCUCGAGAGUUUGGCUAGCAUUGGUGAGACUUACGAAACCAGUUCUCACUCUCGCCGUGGCUGUCAAUUCCUGCUGUCCAAGCAAAAAGAAGAUGGCGGCUGGGGCGAAUCAUACCUCAGCAGUGAGAAGCAUGUCUAUGUACAACAUGAGAAGUCUCAGGUGUGCCAGACUGCAUGGUCAUGCCUCGCGCUUAUGGAAGCGGGAUACCCUCAUAAGGAGCCUCUUGAGAAGGCAAUGAAGCUACUCAUGUCUCGGCAGCAGGCUAAUGGCGAGUGGCUGCAAGAGGCUAUUGAGGGAGUCUUCAAUCAGUCAUGCAUGAUUUCUUACCCUAACUACAAAUUCUACUGGCCGAUCCGUGCUCUUGGCCUAUACGCUAAGAAAUUCGGGAACGACCAGUUGCUGUGA